Molecule: messenger RNA, 1277 nt
Organism: Archocentrus centrarchus (flier cichlid)
Lineage: Eukaryota; Metazoa; Chordata; Actinopteri; Cichliformes; Cichlidae
Gene: gadd45ab
Product: growth arrest and DNA-damage-inducible, alpha, b
Exons: 4
Coding region: 110-583 (157 amino acids)
Biological process (GO): regulation of cell cycle
Cellular component (GO): nucleus; cytoplasm
Source: RefSeq, a predicted model, not a curated record
ACAGGCUUUUACUACAGGAACCGGCUGCUCCCGGCACACAGGGAGAUUCUCGCUGCGCAGCGCAGGACGCACGGAUUCCGCUCUGGAUAUUUUACCAAGCCCCGGUUGGAUGUGCAAUAUGACUUUUGAAGAUACCAGUGGAGAUAACUCAACAGAAAGGAUGGACUCGGUGGCUACAGCGUUGGAGGAAGUCCUGAGCGCGGCAUUGCCUCAGGGCUGCAUCACUGUCGGAGUUUACGAGGCAGCAAAGUCACUCAAUGCGGAUCCGGACAAUGUGGUGCUGUGUCUCCUGGCCACUGACGAUGAGGAGGAUGUGGCUCUGCAGAUUCACUUCACCUUGAUCCAGGCUUUCUGCUGCGAGAACGACAUCAACAUCCUGCGUGUGAGCAACAUGCGGCGUCUGGCAGAGAUACUCGGCGGAGUGAAGCCUGGAGGAGAGCCAAUGGAUCUGCACUGUGUUCUAGUUACUAAUCCUCAGUCGUCCCCGUGGAAGGACCCCGCACUGAGCAAGGUGAACAGGUUCUGCAGAGACUGCCGCUGUUUGGAUCAGUGGGUGCCUGUUAUCAACCUUCCUGACCGAUGAAGCUGCUUGGAUUAUAAAUGUAUUGUGUGCAUUGGGGGAAAGUAACUGCACAAGGCCUGUGUUAAUGUCUGUGUUGGACUUGUUUGGAAAGCGCCCCAGAGAGAGAGAGAGCGCGGCGGGAGAGUCAGGAAAGGAAAAGAGCGUUCCAACAAAUUUACCAGGUCAGGGUGAACUUGAGGGCCAAGGAAGCGUGACUCAGCUGUCUGGGUUCCGGGAUUUUCUAACGUGUGACUGCGUCUUUCUCUGCCGAGAAAGAAUCCUUUUCAAGGAAACUGAAUCAUGUGAGCGUGGAUCACACGUGGUGCCGAGCACAGGCAGGAACUGGGGGAAGCAGACGGUGUCUCAGCUGACAGGACUCCAGGAACCGAACCGGACCGGAUCGGAUCGGAUCGGAUCAGCUCUCAGCUUCAAAAACUCCUCAAUGAAAAUUUGACCAAAUCUGAGCAUUUCUUCAAAAGCACAUUUACUUCAUCGUAUUUAAGACUUGUCACUUUGAAAAUCCUAAAGGGAAAGUUUUCACAGUUGGUUGUUGUUGUUAUUAUUAUUAUUAUUAUUAUUAUUAUUAUUAUUAUUAUUAUUAUGGGCAAUACAAUGUUUGUCCACUAACUGGUGUCUUUAUGUUAUUUAAUGAAUUAUAUUUAUACAAAGUUGAAAAUGUGCCUUGUUAAGUUGAAUAAACUAAAUGAAAACAGUU